Didymodactylos carnosus is the source of this 540-nucleotide messenger RNA. Lineage: Eukaryota; Metazoa; Rotifera; Eurotatoria; Philodinida; Philodinidae. The record is from the annotation of a GenBank genome assembly.
AUGGAUGGAUUCUUCGAUGAUUAUUAUAAUUCUCUCGUAUUUAAUCAAGUUUCUCAUCAGUUGUCAUCGAUAAAUGGUACAAUAAAUGAUCAACAACUUGGUCAAUAUUUUAAAUUUUUAAUCUCUUUUCAUUUACGAGAACAAUACAAACGAUCAGAAAAUGAAUUUCAAUCAAAAAUGGAAAUAUUUAAAGCUCAACGUCAAAAACUCAUCAAUGACGAGAUCAUCAAUUUAGACAAUGAACUAAGUCAAAUAUUCAACAAUUUAGAUCAAUAUCCGACUAAUAUUAAUGAUUUAAGACAAAUUCAAUUUUUGGUUUUGAAAAGAGGUGCGUGUCUUGAAUGUAGUGAUUCUCAAAACGGUCCCUCUAAUCUUGCUAUGGCGAUCAAUCGAUUAUUACAUUCUGAUCUCAAUAAUAUCAAUUCUGGCAAUAAAUUAUUUUUCCGUCUGAAAACUGAAAUGUUCAAAACAUUGAUCAUUUCGAAUUCUCGUCUUUUAAAUAAUCGAGAUUAUUAUAUCUACACUGAUGAUACUGUUUGA